UUUUUUUUAAGAAAACGUGCCGCAUAAUCAAGGAUUUUUGUCCGCGACAAUCACAUUUUUCUGGAAGGGCUGUUUUGAAAAGCAUGAAUGUGACUAGAUGUGGGAAUAAUAUUCUGAUUAUUCUAACCCAGAGAAUCAGACGUAAUCUUAAAAACAUGUAUAACGAAAUGAAAAGCAAGAGAAUACGUGUUUUUUUCUGUUUAGCAAAGUGCAUUUUUAAAACAUUAAAAGAAAAAGUAGAAAAAGCUGCACCGUUCCCGUUUGUUUAUUUUUUGUUUCUUGUCGGACAUUAUUUUGUGGCUGCACCGCCACAACCCGGAACAACACCGUCCGCGCAAAAAAUGUGCGAAGCGGUGCAAAGUUUUUCUGCAUAAACAAAUCACACCUGUGGGGGACAAAUUAAAGAUGCUUUACUGGAUGAAAAGGACCAGCGGUGGGUCCGAGACCACCGACGACCUCGGCAGCAUGUCUAAAACCGACAUACUGAGAGGAAUCGUCACCGAGAAACUGACAACGGCCGCGCAAGAAAUUUUAGCGGUUGUCGAGAGAACUAUGGCCGGCUACGAGGAGGAGGCGUCGGGCUUCAGACGCGAGAUCGACCGGCAGAGGAGGCAGCUGGAGCUCUUGCAGCCUCGGGUCAGACUAGAUAGAAAAGCUGAAGCCCUGGUACCGGAUGAAGAAGGCCAUGCUGCGGUUGUUCUGAGCGUUGAUGGGGGGGCGGAAGAGGAGGAGCAGCGCACGCAGCAGUCCGGUAACUCCGGUAACUCAGGCGAGGAAGACGAGGGUGACUUCCUGUGGUAUGGUGACGAAGAUGAAGAUGAUGAUGAUGGCGAUGAAGAGCAACGGCUGUCGUCACGGCCGGCGGCGAGUUCUCGACGGAAACGAGGAGAUCUGAAGGACCCGGACUUCCAAAUAACGCCAAGGUUCUCCUCCCCCAGACCCUCCCCCGGCGGUGGCGAGCGGCGCCGACCCGGCAGACCCCGGAACCAGGACUCCCAGAACCACCUGGACCUGCGGGUCUGCUUCCUGAAGGACUCUCACAGUGACGUGCUCUCCAACAGGGUGUUUAAGAAGAACCCGGUGCAGGACCUGCGUUGUCCCCGCGGCCUGCAGGAGGAGGACUUCCUGUCGCUGCUGCGCUCCACCUUCCCCCAGCUCGCCGCGCACGAGCCCUUCGACGUCUUCACCACCGAUUGGUCGCGCCGGCUCACCCCGCUGAGCGUCGCGCCGCUGACGCCGGAGGAGAUCUGCAGCCGGCCGAGGAACUCGGCGCUCUACAUCCGACUCAAGACCGGUGUGGAGGAUCCUCCGCAGAGACCAGAAGGUUCUCCGUCGGGCUCGGCAACCACGUCGGCCGAGGACACGGAGGCGUGCGCCAGGUUAUCGUCUCCCAGAGUUGAGUCUGAAAGGCGCGGCCGCGGCCGACCUUCCCUCCGAGAGAAGCCUCCUCUCCUCCUCUUCAAGGUCUGCGUGCUGGAGGACUCUCAGACAGACAAGCUGUCUAACAAAGUGUUUCUGAAGUCGCGGGCUCGAGACCUGCCGUGUCCCCGCGGGCUGACGGAGGAGGACUUCCUGUCCCUGCUGCGCUCCAGCUUCCCUCAGCUGGCCGGAGACGACAAAACCUUCACCAUCUUCAAGUCGGAUCGCAGCUGGCGACUCCAGAGACUCAAAGUGAAGAAGAUGACGCCGGAGAACGUCAUCAGGAUCACCAAGUUCCUCUACAUUCGACUCAAGACAGGAGAGGAGCAAGAAGAAGGAGAAGGAAAGGAAGAGGAAGAAGAAGGAGAAGAAGAAGGAGAGGAAGGAGAAGAAGAGGAGGGGGAAGAUCUUAACCUUUCAUGGAGCACCGAUGGCGCCCCGACUGAUUCUCUGUCCGCUGCUGCUGAGGGGAUAAAAAGUGAUAAAACUCGCCGCCAUUCAAGCUCUGUUCAGCAGGACCUGGAGACAGAGGAGGCCGACAGCCGGCUGGACUCUGGCGGAGACGAGGCGUUGGACGGAGACGACGACGACGACGACUGGAAACCCGACGGCGAAGCCGAACCGCGGACGUCGAAGCCGGCGCCGCUGCCGGCGCCGCGCAAGAAGUGCCGGGCCGGCCGCCCGUGUGGCGUGGAGGGGAAGCUGAUCGAGCGCAAGACGGCGUGUAAGGUCUGCGGCGUUUGGUACCGGCUGACGGGCAGUCUGAUCAAACACGCGUGGAGCCACGCCGAGGACUCGCCCUCGCCGCCGCACGUCUGCGGCGUGUGCGGCGAGAAUUUCGACUCGCCGGGAGCCCUGAAGGGACACCUCAAGACGUACCAGAAGACCCACGAGUGCUCGUACUGCUCCAAGGCGUUCUUCACCCUCACGGGCCUCCAGUACCACGUCACGCGCCACACGGGCGACCGGCCGUUCAAGUGCGACGCGUGCGGCAAGACCUUCCCGCGCCUGUCGAGCCUGAGCAUCCACCGCUGGGUCCACGUGGACGACAAGCCGCACAAGUGCGAGCUGUGCACGAGAGCGUUCGGUUUGAAGGCGCAGCUCCGGGCGCACGUGCGCUCGCACGCCAGGCAAGACAAGUACCAGUGCAACGUUUGCGGGAAGUUCCUAACCGACCUGCGGUCCCUGUCCCGCCACAAGACGGUGCACUCGGGCGAGCGGCGCCACGGCUGCGAGGUCUGCGGCAAGCGCUUCAAGCUCGCCAACGCGCUCAAGUCGCACCAGCUGACGCACACGGAGCGCGAGCGCCCGUUCCUCUGCCACAUCUGCUGCAACACGUUCACCACCAACUGCACGCUCAACGCCCACUUCCGGCGCAUGCACUGCAGCGAGCGCCCCUUCCCGUGCGCCGUGUGCGGCAAGGGGUUCAUAUCCAACGGCGAGCGCAAGGCGCACAUGCGCACGCACACGGGGGAGGCGCCGUACGGCUGCUCCGAGUGCGGCCGCUUCUUCAAGCGCAAGAGCCACCUGAACAACCACGUGCGGAGCCACCUGGGCAUCAAACGCUACACGUGCGCCGUGUGCGGCAAGGCGUGCUCGCGCCAGGAGCACCUGACCGUGCACAUGAGGACGCACAACGGGGAGAGACCGUACCAGUGCGCGCUCUGCGACAAGGCCUUCACGCAGAGCCACUGUCUGAAAACGCACAUGAAGAGCCACCGGGGGGGAGACGGCGACGAGGGAGACGAGCCGUUCCUGAACGCAUCGGCGCCCUGAGAGGGUCGUCCUGCAGCGGCAGCAAAAAACUGUCCUUUUUAGUAGUGUCCUGAGGAGUGUCCCGGGACAGACAGACAACGUUUUCGACACUUUGUGUGACGUAAACAUUGGAAAAAGUGACGAAAACAUUUUAAAAAGUGAUAAACAUUUUAAAAGUGACGUAAACAUUGAAAAAA
Perca flavescens (yellow perch) is the source of this 3371-nucleotide messenger RNA. RefSeq names its product zinc finger protein 74. The transcript is spliced from 10 exons. Gene Ontology annotation, biological process: regulation of transcription by RNA polymerase II. NCBI's taxonomy places the organism in Eukaryota, Metazoa, Chordata, Actinopteri, Perciformes, Percidae. Gene Ontology annotation, molecular function: DNA-binding transcription factor activity; RNA polymerase II cis-regulatory region sequence-specific DNA binding. The record is from RefSeq and is a predicted model, not a curated record. The coding region runs from base 406 to 3195 and encodes 929 amino acids.